UAGUAUUACUAGUCUUCUCCAAUUCUUCUACUAUAAAAACCCCCAAGAAAAUCACUAUCAUUUUCACCUACAAAUUAUCAACUUUUCUACUAAAAUUAGAAGCAAAUAUUUAGAAAAACAAGUUCAGAAAUCAUCGAAGAGAUUUUGUUAAAACAUGGAAAAGGAGCAAGAGAGAGAGUGGGCAGAAGCCCAGAAUAUAGCAGUGAGCAUAGAUCUUGUUGAGACGGCGAAAAAACAGCUGAAAUUUCUUGCUGCUGUUGAUCGGAAUCGCCACCUGUAUGAAAGCCCUGCUUUAGAAUGGGCUAUCUAUAGGUACAACGCCUUUUGGCUUCCCUUGCUCGCAAAACAUUCGGAAAAUCCUGUCUCGGAAGACCCGAUAGUGGUUCCUCUUGAUUGUGAAUGGAUUUGGCAUUGCCAUAGGCUCAAUCCAGUUAGAUAUGAAUCAGAUUGCAUGGAGCUGUUUGGAAGAAUUCUUGGCACCCGUAAGAUCAUCUCAUCUGUUCAAGGAACUUCGAAGACUAAUACUGAGGAGAUAUGGAAUAAAAUGUAUCCUGAAGAACCUUAUGAGCUUGACUAUAAUCGACCUUUCCCAGGAGAUGUCUUGCAACAGAAUUCUAGAGGUGAUAAAUUUACCAGUUAUGAUCUGGUUGCUGCUGCAAGAAGACAGGUCCCCUUCUGUUAUCAGGUUUCGAGGCCACAUAUGUCUGAUGAUCUAUUUCUUCAGGAAGCACUAGCUAGAUAUAAAGGGUUUUUGCAUCUUAUCAGGACAAACAGGAAGAAAGGCGUAAAUCGGUUUUGUGUUCCUACGUAUGAUGUUGACCUUAUGUGGCACUCACACCAAUUACAUCCAGUUUAUUACUGUAAGGACCUUUGUAAAUUAUUGGGUAAGGUGUUGGAGCAUGAUGACACUGACUCUGACAGAACAAAAGGGAAGAAACUAGACACUGGAUAUUCUGAAACUACCAAGCAGUGGGAGGAGACCUUCGGCUUAAGGUAUUGGAAGGCGGGGUCAAUGUAUAGAGGGAUUACCCCAACCCCAGUUACCCAAAUUCCAUUCCCAUUCACGUAUAAGGGAAAGAAGUUACUUGCACCAUACAACUGUGAUGAAAUUCAAUUUCCAGAGAUGAAAUCUGUCGAGGCUCUUUUGGAGUUUGUAGAAAUAAAGAAUUUACCAGAGGCUUACAAAGGAAACCUCCGUGCCUCAUUCAGUAAGAAACAACCUGAUAGGCUUUUAUAUGCAAAGAGGACACUGAGUAUAUUAUCUGAGUCAGAAACAAAACAGGUUGCUUAUUUCCAGUGUGAGCCUACUGGAGAGUUUCUCUUUGAACUUGUAUAUCAUUUGCCUUCGAACAUACCAUUACCUAAAUCCUUCAAGCCAUUUGGUUCUUGCUCCCUAUUGUUGGAAGAACUCUUGGCUUCUGGUUCUCAACUUUCAGUAGAUAAAUGGCUCCCAAUAGUUCCUGCACCUGGCAUUGAAGCUUCUAAGCCAAUCCUUCUGCAUGUUUCUCUUUCAUUUACCCUUCCAACACCAGCAAUCCAAGCUUUUCAUCUGGUGCAAUCUCAGCCUUUUUGUAAAGGUUCUUGUUUAUUCCCACUUCCCAAGAUAGGGAUGGUUAAACAUGCUAAGAGCUGCACCAGUGUCGUUGAUGAUGACGGAAAUGAUAUCCUCAGCCUUCAAAUGAGGGACUUGAGCAAGGACAUGACAAGAAGCACUCCUGAUUUGUUGAAGGAGGUACACUAUGUCACAGACUCUGGUGAAACACGUACCAUGGCUCAAUUUCAAGGAAAUAAAUGGUUUAUAAAGGGGAUCCACGGCUCUUUCGAGCUUCACAACACUUCUGGAACUGAUGGUCAUCUCUUUGAUCUUGUUGGUCAUAGGAUGGUGAAACUCUUUGCUGGAAGGAGACUGGACUAUGAGCCCACACACUGUGAAAAGCAAAGAAGUGAGCAAGAUUUUAUGACUGCUGUUGAAUUCUCUGGAGAUUUUCCUUAUGGAAGGGCUGUGGGAUUAAUAGAUUUCAAGCAUGGAAUUUUCAAGGUUGAGGAUGAAUGGAUGAUGCUAACUGGCAUUACUCUAGCCUUUAUUUUAUCUGACAUUCUGAGAAGAGAGGGUGGUUUCGCAGCCAAAAUAGUAGGUUCUCCUGGUAUCCUGGAAAAUUUAACGGAGGCCAAAGUCGUGGCUGCUGAUGGCGAUACGGAGAAUGCAAAACAAGGUAUCUCUCAAAGUGGAGGUUGUGGGAGUGGCUGUGGCAGUGGAUGUGGGAAUGCGGUAAACAGCGGUGGAUAUGGCGGAUGUGGUGCUGGCGGAUGUGGCAGUGGUUGUGGAAGCAUGGCAAAAUGUGGUGGAUGUGGAGGCGGUGGGUGUGGAAGCAUGGCAAAGUGUGGUGCAUGCGGCGGUGGAUGUGGUGCUGGUGGAUGUGGAAGCAUGGCAAAAUGCGGUGGAUGUGGAGGCGGUUGUGGUGGUAGUGGUGGAUGUGGAAGCAUGGAAAAAUGCGGUGGAUGUGGAGGUGGUUGUGGUGGUAGUGGUGGAUGUGGGAGCAUGGCAAAAUGUGGUGGAUGUGGGAGCAUGGCAAAAUGUGGUGGAUGUGGCGGCGGUUGUGGUGGUAGUGGUGGAUGUGGAAACAUGGCAAAGGGCGAAAGUGGCGACUUGCCAAUGAUGGAGUCUGCCAUAGCGAAUGAGCCUGUUGCAGCCUAGUCAAUCAAUAAUAUCUUUAAAUUUGUGUGCGCGGAGCUUGGAGUUCAAGUUAGUUUGUAUCUCUUUAUGCUGUUAAUAUCUGAUGUUCUGAUAAUGUGUAUCUAAAUAAGUCUGGUGUCUUGUGGUAUUUGCAGUGUGGAUUGAUAAAUAAAUAUCCCUUGUACUAAAAAUAACAUGCUUCAAAUUCUCAUCUCACAAUUCACAAAACAAUGCUUGUCACUGUGUAAAUAUAUUCAGCUUCUGGGCUCAUGUAUGUAAUGAAGAACUCCUUGCUUACUGUAUUGCUGUCCAAAAUAUAAUAUGUCUACUUUCAUUUAUUUUUUUGA
This is a messenger RNA of Beta vulgaris subsp. vulgaris (sugar beet), 3021 nucleotides long. RefSeq lists its product as hypothetical. NCBI's taxonomy places the organism in Eukaryota, Viridiplantae, Streptophyta, Magnoliopsida, Caryophyllales, Amaranthaceae. The coding region runs from base 155 to 2695 and encodes 846 amino acids. The record is from RefSeq and is a predicted model, not a curated record. The transcript is spliced from 9 exons.